Molecule: messenger RNA, 608 nt
Organism: Salvia hispanica
Lineage: Eukaryota; Viridiplantae; Streptophyta; Magnoliopsida; Lamiales; Lamiaceae
Source: RefSeq, a predicted model, not a curated record
AAAAAACACAUUGAGCAUCACACCAAUCCUCAAAACAAGUAUACUACUUUCAAUCCCUAUUUUCCACUUGUCGCAUAACUCCCAUACCUAUAUAGAGAUCUACACUGAAAAUAAAAAAGAGGAAGAACAAAAAAAAAGAAUUUGAAGAAUAAAAGAAGCGAAAAUGGCUGCACCGGGACAGGAUAGUGCUAAGAAAGUGCAAGGACCUCCGCCGGAGGGGGGCUACCAGGGGACGCCGCGGCCCGGGUCAGCCACGCAGCAUUACCAGGAGGUGCUCCACCAGCAGAAGAAGCUGCCCGUCUGCCCGGCCAAGGCAGCGAUCGCGGGCUUCGCGUUCAUGUCGGUGAUCGGCUAUUUUACCCUCUAUACGAAGAAGAAGCCGGAGGCCACCGCCCUCGACGUCGCUAAGGUCACCUCCGGCACCGCCACCCCUCAGAACACUCGCCCCCGGAACUAGACCGACCGACGGCGAAUUGUUUGUUCUUUGUUGCAUGUUGUUAAUUUAUGUUAUGUUCAUUUGUAAUAUUAUUGUCACAUUUUUUUUUAUUGAGGGUCUAUAUUUUUUCAUGUGGUUUUUUAACAAAUAAUCAAUUGUUUGGGCCGGGCCA